Zea mays is the source of this 2904-nucleotide messenger RNA. Its product is annotated as nucleolar protein 10. The record is from RefSeq and is a predicted model, not a curated record. The transcript has 16 exons. The coding region runs from base 330 to 2495 and encodes 721 amino acids. Gene Ontology annotation, biological process: maturation of SSU-rRNA from tricistronic rRNA transcript (SSU-rRNA, 5.8S rRNA, LSU-rRNA). Gene Ontology annotation, molecular function: protein binding. Gene Ontology annotation, cellular component: nucleus; 90S preribosome; nucleolus. Lineage: Eukaryota; Viridiplantae; Streptophyta; Magnoliopsida; Poales; Poaceae.
UCGCUAAUGCGUGCGUGGGGGCCUUUUUUUUUCCGGACGGCGACGCGCGUGGGGACGGAGCACGCACGAGCUGAGGAGUGAGGACACGCGGGCCAUCCCCUCCCCAUCGAUCGAUCCAGAACCCAACCCCAAUCCAACGGCUGCGAGAGCUCUCGUCGCGCCGCCGCCGCCACCUGACAGUCUCCUCUCCCCUGCGCGCGCACGACGAGCGCCGGGCCGGGACAGCCGCCAACUCCAUCCAACUUCCUUAAACCCUAGCGCCAGCAGCAGGCAACCAGCGCCGACGAGGAGGAGCGCGGAGUAGAGGGGCUCCGGCGACCGCGUCGGAGAUGGCGGCGAGCCACGGCGCGGGGUCGCUCAAGUCCACCUCCAUCAACGGGGUCAAGCUCUACUCGCUCACCGGCGGCCGCUAUGUCGCCCCCUGGGUCGUCGCGAAGAAGAAGCGCGCCCUCCGCAAGGACAAAGAGUAUCAGCGGAGGCUGGAUUUGAUCCACGACCUGAGGUUCGAGACCGCCACCACCAAGAUCAAGCUGACGCCCGAUGACCAGUACCUGAUCGCCUCAGGUAUUUACCCCCCGCAAGUUAAAGUCUACGAGUUGAAGGAAUUGUCGAUGAAGUUCGAGCGGCACAUGAUCUCAGAAAUUGUAGAUUUCCAGAUCCUUGGUGAUGACUAUUCCAAACUCGCGUUUUUGUGUGCUGAUCGUUCUGUAAAUUUGCACGCUAAGUAUGGAAGCCACUAUAGCUUGAGAAUUCCAAGAGUGGGAAGGGACAUGGCCUACGAUUGCUGGUCCUGCGACUUGCUAUGUGCUGCUUCAUCACCAGAUCUGUACAGGAUAAACCUAGAGCAGGGACGAUUCCUUGCUUCUCUUUCCUCCGAAUCACCAGCAAUAAAUGCGGUUACACGAAGUAAGAUCCAUGGGCUUGUUGCUUGCGGUGGUGAGGAUGGUGCAGUUGAGUGUUUUGAUAUGAGGAAAAAAACUUCUGUUGGCAGAAUUAAUAUUCCAGCUGUUAGUUCUGAAGAUUAUUCUCAGGAGGUCACGUCUUUGCAAUUUGAUGAAGAUCAAGGAUACUUUAUGGCAGUGGGGACCAGUACAGGAAAGAUAUCAAUAUAUGAUUUACGCAUGUCUUCUCCUCUGAGAGUUAAGGAUCACAUGUAUGGUAGCCCAAUAUUAAAUAUCAAAUGGCACCAGACACUUAAUUCUACUGAACCUAAACUGAUCACUGCUGAUAAGCACAUAGUGAGAAUCUGGGAUCCUAAUACAGGAAAUAACAUGACUAGCAUUGAACCAGAUGGUGGUGCUAUCAAUGAUGUCUGUGUCUUCCGGAAUAGUGGUUUAGUGCUAUUAGCCCUGGACAAUAGCCAGAUACCUGCCCACUUCAUUCCUGCGCUCGGCCCAGCUCCAAAGUGGUGUUCACAUCUUGAUAACUUAACUGAGGAGAUGGAAGAGAAACCAGAUACAACACUGUUUGAUGAGUACAAGUUCUUGACUAAAGAAGAGAUGGAGCGACUGAACCUUACUCAAUACAUUGGCAGCAGUGCUGUAAGAGCAUAUUUACAUGGAUUUAUUGUACGUUAUGAACUAUACAAGAAGCAACGGGCAGCAGUUGCUCCUGUUGAAUACGAGACAAUUAAAGAUGAGAUAAAGAAAAAGAAAUUAGAAGCUCAGAGAAAAUCUCGUAUAACGCAAGUCGUCAAAAUACCGAAGGUUAACAGGCAGAUUAUGGACAGUAUAAGGGAAGAUGAAAUAGAUCUUGAUAUGGAGAAUGUUGAUAAAUCAAGUAUUAAGAAGAAGAAAAGAAAACUAGAACUGAAUAAGGCCAUUUUGGAUGAUGAUCGGUUCAAAGAAAUGUUUGAGAAUAAGGAUUUUGAAAUUGAUGAAGAAUCAAAAGAAUACCUCGCACUUCAUCCUCAGGCAGCCACAAAGGAGCCUCGCCUGAUUGAAGAACAUUUUGAUAGUGUUAGCGAGGACGACCAACAAUCUGAUGGUAACACAUCUGACACUCUAGCGGAAUCUGACAGUGAUGAUGUCAUGCAUAAUUCAAAGCGUAUAAGGUUAUACGAGGUCAAGGAUGAACACCAUGCGGAAGCAUUUUUGAACAGCGUCUCUUUAUCAAACGAGGAUGCUGCUCCCCUUGAGGAUAGGAUAGCUGCCCUGGAAAGGAAACAGAACUCCAAAGCACUUGAUGCGGUCAAGUACGGGCCUGGUGGCUCACGAGAGAUUUCGUUUUUCUCUAAAAGCCGGAGAAGGCACAAGGAAGAGUCGUCUAGCGACGACGAACCCAAGGGUGUCAAAAAGAGAGCUGUGCAGCCGCUGGGCUUGAAGCAGGGAAAAGCUGAGUUCUAUAUGUUUGGCGGAAAUCGUGGCAGAGGUAGAGGCGGUAGUGGCAGAGGUAGAAGCGGCCGAGGAAGAGGUGGAGGUGGAGGUGGAGGAGGAAGAGGUGGAGGAAGAGGUGGAGGAGGAAGAGGUGGAGGUAGGGGCAGGGGCAGAGGAUGAAUGGGGCCUGUAACAUUGACCCCGUUCCUGCCUUUGCAGGGGUUUUGGUAAGCUUGAAAUGGAUGGAUCCUGCACAUGCAGUGGGUAGAAAGUGUGUUCCUUCACAACAUAGGCAAGAGCUAGAGUAACUGAGGAUUGCUGCUUCAGAAUUUUUGGGAAGAGAACUUUGUUAGAAGACAAUAUUACAUAUCUUUUGGUCUACCUUGUAACGGAUUGUUGCAUUCUGGUGGGUGUCUAUGGGUACGGUAUAGCGUUUUUUUUUUGUAAUAGGCAACAUAACUGCUGGCAUUUUCAUUUUUGAGUACUGAAGGCUCUCCAAAGCCAUGAUUAGUAGACAUUCGUUCAUAGAAAACAGAACCAAUAUUAAUAUCUAAAAAUAGAUUUACUAUAAAAAGAUACUUUAACUUAA